GCCGCGGGUGAUCAGCUGGUCUGCGCUUCCCUGACGUGGGCCGGGGCACGUCACUGCCGAAUGGCAGCCUCCAGAAAGCCGCCGCGAGGAAGGGCUCAUCACCAGGAUUUUCAACUGAGAAACUUAAGAAUAAUUGAACCUAACGAGAGGACACCCUCAGGAGACACGGGCGUGGGAAAAGAUCACGGGAUGGCUCCAAAGGUGACUUCAGAGCUGCUGAGGCAGCUGAGACAAGCCAUGAGGAACGCUGAGUAUGUGACGGAGCCAAUCCAGGCGUACAUCAUCCCGUCGGGAGAUGCCCACCAGAGCGAGUACAUUGCUCCGUGUGACUGCCGGCGGGCCUUUGUGUCUGGAUUCGAUGGCUCUGCGGGCACAGCCAUCGUCACAGAAGAGCAUGCGGCCAUGUGGACUGAUGGGCGUUACUUUCUUCAGGCUGCCAAGCAGAUGGACAGCAACUGGACGCUCAUGAAAAUGGGUUUGAAGGACACCCCGACUCAGGAAGACUGGCUAGUGAGUGUGCUUCCUGAGGGGUCCAGGGUUGGUGUGGACCCCCUGAUCAUUCCUACAGAUUACUGGAAGAAGAUGGCCAAGGUCCUAAGGAGUGCUGGCCACCACCUCGUUCCGGUCAAGGAGAACCUUGUCGACAAGAUCUGGACUGACCGUCCCGAGCGGCCCUGCAAGCCGCUCCUCACGCUGGGCCUGGAUUACACAGGCAUCUCCUGGAAGGAGAAGGUUGCAGACCUUCGGUUGAAAAUGGCUGAGAGGAACAUCGUGUGGUUUGUGGUCACUGCCCUGGAUGAGGUUGCAUGGCUGUUCAAUCUCCGAGGAUCAGACGUGGAGCACAAUCCAGUGUUUUUCUCUUAUGCAAUCAUAGGACUAGACACGAUCAUGCUCUUCAUCGACGGGGACCGCAUAGACGAGCCCAGUGUGAAGCAACACCUGCUGCUCGACUUGGGCCUGGAAGCCGAAUACAGAAUCCAGGUGCUUCCCUACAAGGCCGUGCUCAGCGAGCUCAAGACCCUGUGUGCUGGCCUCUCUCCGAGGGAGAAGGUGUGGGUCAGCGACAAGGCCAGCUACGCCGUGAGCGAGGCCAUCCCCAAGGGUCACCGCUGUUGUAUGCCUUAUACCCCCAUCUGCAUCGCCAAAGCUGUGAAGAAUUCAGCUGAGUCUGAAGGCAUGCGGCGGGCGCACAUUAAAGACGCCGUUGCCCUCUGUGAACUCUUCAACUGGCUGGAGAAGGAGGUGCCCAAAGGUGGUGUGACGGAGAUCUCGGCUGCGGACAAAGCUGAGGAGUUUCGCAGGCAGCAGGCCGACUUUGUGGACCUGAGCUUCCCAACCAUUUCCAGCACGGGGCCCAACGGCGCCAUCAUUCACUACGCGCCAGUCCCCGAGACGAAUAGGACCUUGUCCCUGGAUGAAGUCUACCUCAUUGAUUCGGGUGCCCAGUACAAGGAUGGAACCACAGAUGUGACCCGGACCAUGCAUUUUGGGACUCCCACAGCCUAUGAGAAGGAAUGUUUCACGUAUGUCCUCAAAGGCCACAUAGCUGUGAGCGCAGCCGUUUUCCCGACCGGAACCAAAGGCCAUCUUCUAGACUCCUUUGCCCGUUCUGCUCUGUGGGAUUCCGGCCUGGAUUACCUGCACGGAACGGGGCACGGUGUUGGGUCGUUUUUGAAUGUUCAUGAGGGUCCGUGUGGCAUCAGUUACAAGACAUUUUCCGAUGAGCCCUUGGAGGCCGGCAUGAUCGUCACCGACGAGCCAGGGUAUUACGAAGAUGGAGCUUUUGGAAUUCGCAUUGAGAAUGUGGUCUUGGUGGUUCCUGUGAAGACCAAGUAUAAUUUCAAUAACCGGGGAAGCCUGACCUUUGAACCUCUAACUCUGGUUCCGAUCCAGACCAAAAUGAUAGAUGUGGAUUCUCUUACCGACAAAGAGGAUCUGUGGAAUGCGGUCUUUGCAGCCGAAAGCCUCUUCCACUGUGUCAAGCUCACAGUGCGACUGGCUCAACAAUUACCACCUGACCUGCAGGGACGUGAUCGGGAAGGAACUGCAGAAACAAGGCCGCCAGGAAGCCCUGGAGUGGCUCAUCCGGGAGACGCAGCCCGUGUCCAGGCAGCACUGAGCCCUCCCCGGGCCUGUGGUGUGCAAUGCUGUGGUGAGAGGAAGACACGUGGCAGACCCCCCUCCCACGCCCUCCCUGUCCCCCUGCUCCCCUUUUUACUCUUAGAUGCUAAGAAGAACUGAAAAAAACAAAUCUUCUUAUCUUCUUUGAUAUUUUCUCGCACACACUCGGUCUUUUAUGAUUUUUUUUUUUUAAUUGUUGAGAAUGAGCCAAGAAUAAAAUUGCUGCACCAGAAGGAGAGUCCCCAGGAAGCUCAAUACUUGACGAGGGGGGAGACGCCCCGCCCUGUUCCCCGGACAGUGCUGGUGAAACCGGGAGUGCUCGGCCACGGUUACGGCCCAGGUGCUAGUCCCCCCCUCAGGGUCACCCUCGUGUCCACAAGACUGUAUUUAUGAUCAGUGAAUAAAAGUGUCCAAACACC
Molecule: messenger RNA, 2540 nt
Organism: Ochotona curzoniae (black-lipped pika)
Lineage: Eukaryota; Metazoa; Chordata; Mammalia; Lagomorpha; Ochotonidae
Gene: XPNPEP1
Product: X-prolyl aminopeptidase 1
Exons: 22
Coding region: 61-2241 (726 amino acids)
Molecular function (GO): metalloaminopeptidase activity
Source: RefSeq, a predicted model, not a curated record